Molecule: messenger RNA, 396 nt
Organism: Puccinia triticina
Lineage: Eukaryota; Fungi; Basidiomycota; Pucciniomycetes; Pucciniales; Pucciniaceae
Exons: 5
Coding region: 1-396 (131 amino acids)
Biological process (GO): late endosome to vacuole transport via multivesicular body sorting pathway
Cellular component (GO): Vps55/Vps68 complex; endosome
Source: RefSeq, a predicted model, not a curated record
AUGCUUCAACCUGGAUUCAAGACCAUCAUAUUUUUAUCGAUCAUUCUAGCUCUCGGGUUUCUCCUCGUCAUUCUAAGCUGUGCUUUAUGGGCAGAAUGGCUACCACUGCUAGUUGCAUUAACGUUUUUCACAGCUCCUAUACCGAAUAUGAUAGCUUCGAGCUAUUGUGGUGGAGCAGACUACGAACUAUCGAUUGAUUACUCGUCAAUCCCCAAAGAAACGGCGGAUUUCUUCACAAGCGUCCUGCUGACUACCGGUGUUGCAUUGCCCCUCGUCCUGGCUCAUUCAGAUCUCAUCAACCAAUCGGCUUGUUACAUGAGUAUGGCAGGCGGUGCUUUAGUCUAUGGGACAAUUGUGACGUAUUCUCACUUCUUUUCACCCAAGGAUGAGUUCUGA